AUGGCGCAUCUUGCAAUCUCAAAGGAAGAAGUUCAAAUGGCGUCGCACAGGGAUGCGAUUCGCCAAGCCAAAGCCAUCAUCGACGAGAUUUGCAACAUCUCUGGGACUCCAGGCCUCGCGACCAGCAUCUUCAACCUGGAGGGAUCAUCCGCAGUGAGCUUCUAUGGAUUUCGAGAUGUGAGCCAAGGCCUCCGUCCGGACCUAGACACAGUCUUCAACAUCGGCUCACUGUGCAAGGGCUUCACCGCUGUAGCUGUUGCCUGCCUCGUUGCAGAUGGAAAGGUAUCCUGGGACGACCGCAUUGACACUCACCUCCACCAUUUACGCAGAAGAUAUAAUGGCACAUUCACACUGCGAGACUUGCUUAGCCAUCGGAGUGGUCUUUGCAGGUCGGAUGCGUUGUUCAUUGGAUCUGACAACCGGCUCCUUGUCACCAAAUCUCAGGGGUUGGAGAUCUUCGCAUCCCUUGAUCCAAGCAGCCCUCCCCGCCAAGACUUCCUCUACAACAACUUCGGAUACCACGCUCUCGGCUCCGUUAUUGAGCAUGUGUCAGGCAUGGGUUUUGGAGACUUCCUUAAGAAACGCAUCUUUGAACCGUUGAACAUGAGCAGGACGUUCACUAGCCUUCCGCCCUAUGACGAUGAAAAUACUUCGUUAGCCUAUAUGCCUUAUUCUAAUGGCCAGCUUCGGACAGUUCCAACACCCCAAAUAUCCAGUGACACGGUAGCCUUUGCAGCUGGCUCCAUUCGAAGUUGCGUCCGCGACCUCGUGCGCUAUUGUCGUUUUCUACUGAGAGGCUUAAAGCCGGGCGCUCAGGAGCUUGGUCUUUCCUCUGAUCAUGUUGCCAAUAUUUUUGAGGCAGUCAUCCCUCUGCAUGGCCCUCCCCGAACUCUCCGGGAAAGAUCCUAUGCUAUGGGGUGGGCACGUACUCAGCUACCCAACAACAUCAACCUCGUUAGCGGAAAUGCUGGCUUGUUGGAUACAUGGCCUGUUAUUGGCACAACCAACAAUGGGAUACUUGUUCUGCAUCACAACGGAAAUAAUAUAGGAUGCUCUUCCACCAUCUAUCUCCUUCCAGAGAUGGAUACUGGUGUGAUUGCCCUAUCAAAUGCCCUCGGACAUUGUGACGCCGCUGACUGGGCUGCACAAAUUCUGCUCGAAGCCCUUCUUGGAGGGACGAUUCAGACUCCAUUCACAGAAUAUGCUACGACGGCAGCCUCCAAUGGGCGGUCAGCCAUGGAUCGAGUACAGAAAGCCCUAGAUGAGCAGAGAAAACUAAGUCCACCACCUUCAAACCUUGAGCAAUAUACUGGCGUUUUCUGGCACAAAACCAAGACGUUUUGUCUUGAGAUAACACUUCAUACAUCUCAACAUAAAGAACGCCUUAGUGUCAAGUUUCAAGGGCUAGAUGAAGAAAAGUAUACUCUCCAUCAUUACCACUAUGACACGUUUGUCUUUAACGAGACAUUUGACCAGACUAUGAGUCGCGGUCAGUGGUGCAGACCGUUUGGUUUCUACAAAAUUGACUUCCUUGUGGAAGGCAAGACAGUUAGCUCGUUGCGAUGGAGGUUCGAUGAUACGGAGGUGGAGGCGCAGGUCUUCAAGCGGUUGUAG
Molecule: messenger RNA, 1614 nt
Organism: Clonostachys rhizophaga
Lineage: Eukaryota; Fungi; Ascomycota; Sordariomycetes; Hypocreales; Bionectriaceae
Source: the annotation of a GenBank genome assembly